AUGUGUGAUGAUCUUAAGAAUAUCUGGUUAGACUAUCGUGUGGACAAGCUUGCAGAAUGUUUUGCACCCCAAACUGGAUGGAAACAUUGUUUCGAGUCCAUGAUGGUUUUUCUUGAAGAUGGUCUAUCAGAAUAUCAUUUAUCUUUGAAGGAAAAUGCAGCAGAUGGGGCUGAACCGAAGGCGGAGAAUGAAGCUGCUGCUAAGGUUCCGAUUUCCUUUCUUAAAUUCACAAGGAACCGAUACAAAGCUACAGCUUUACCACUCAAACAAUGCAUCAAUGUUUUAUGCACCCAUCUUUCCAAAAAAUAUAUUAUGCAGCAUAAUUUGGAGAAAAUGGUUCACCUUCUUGAUUUGCUCGAAUCUUUUGGACAAUUUCUCUCACGAAAUGAUGUGAUCAGUGCAGAACUAGAGCGCCACUUUGAACAUUCAGAAAUAAUCUGUUCUCAAGAUUCCAGUGGAUGUGAAGAUUUAGGGUGUUCCACUUCAGCCACAUUGUGCAUGAUGAGAAGUGAGGUCAUCAAUCUUCUUAGGCAUCUUAGUCAUAAUCUUAACCUACCAAAUGUCUUAAGACGUGAUAUGGUUAGGAAUUUCUGUUUCCAAACCGCAUCCUUCUUUUUCUGCACGGCUUCUGGUUCAUAUAGUCUUCAUGAGGUGGAUAUUGAGCCACUGAACUUGUUGGUCAUUGACGAAGCUACUCAGGUAAAGGAGUGCGAAUUGGCAAUUCCCUUGCAACUUGAAGGCAUACAACAUGCUAUUGUAUUUGGUGAUGAGUGGCAGCUACCAGCAAUGUUACACAGCAAGGUUUCUGAAAAAGCUGGCCUUGGAAGAAGCCUUUACGAAAGAUUGAGAUCAUUGGGUCAUUCAAAGCACCUUCUCGACAUGCAAUACAGAAUGCAUCCUAAAAUAAGCUCUUUUCCAAAUGCCAAAUUUUAUCAAAAUCUGAUUCUGGAUGCUCCUAGUGUUACCUGUAAAGGUUACGAAAGGCACUAUCUUCGAGGGACUAUGUUCGGUCCCUACUCAUUCAUAAGUAUCUGUGAAGGGAGGGAGGAAGUAGGCAGUGUUGGAGAAAGCCGCAAAAAUAUGGUGGAAGUAGCAGUGAUCGUGAAAAUUGUGCAAGACCUAUUUAAAGCUUGGGCUGGCUCAAGACAGAAGCUGACAAUUGGUAUUAUAUCCCCUUAUGCUGCUUAA
Messenger RNA from Papaver somniferum (opium poppy), 1188 nucleotides. RefSeq names its product probable helicase MAGATAMA 3. Gene Ontology annotation, molecular function: helicase activity. The coding region runs from base 1 to 1188 and encodes 395 amino acids. The record is from RefSeq and is a predicted model, not a curated record. NCBI's taxonomy places the organism in Eukaryota, Viridiplantae, Streptophyta, Magnoliopsida, Ranunculales, Papaveraceae. The transcript has 3 exons.